GGUUUCUCGGUGCGGGAGCAGUACCGCUGCCUGCGGGAGGACCUGGCGGCCAAGGUAGCCAGUGUCUAUGAGUCACCUGGCUUCUUCCUGGAGUUGGAUCCAAUCCCAGGAGCCAUUGAAGCUAUGCAGGAGAUGAUCCACAUGCAGGACACUGAAGUCUUCAUAUGCACAAGUCCUCUCCGGAAAUAUGAGCACUGCAUCGUGGAGAAGUAUCAGUGGGUAGAGAAACACUUGGGGCCUGAGUUCGUGGAGCGCAUCAUCCUCACCCGCGAUAAGACCGUGGUGGCUGCUGACUUGCUGUUCGAUGACAAGGACAACAUUCAAGGUGCAGAGCUGAACCCGAGCUGGGAGCACAUCCUGUUCAACUGCUGCCACAACAGGCACGUCCAGCUGCAGGCCCCGCGCCGGCGCCUGCUCUCCUGGGCAGAUGACUGGAAGGCCAUCCUGGACAGCAAGCGCAGGCAGUAG
Messenger RNA from Acanthisitta chloris (rifleman), 468 nucleotides. RefSeq names its product 5', 3'-nucleotidase, cytosolic (gene NT5C). The annotation marks the transcript as partial. The transcript is spliced from 5 exons. Gene Ontology annotation, biological process: pyrimidine deoxyribonucleotide catabolic process. Lineage: Eukaryota; Metazoa; Chordata; Aves; Passeriformes; Acanthisittidae. The record is from RefSeq and is a predicted model, not a curated record. Gene Ontology annotation, molecular function: 5'-nucleotidase activity.